CGGGCUUUGAGAGCUGGUAAGCGGUGGGAAAUGGCUGGAGACAGAGGCCAGUAAGACUGCUUAGCGGGGGCACUGCUGAAUUGUAGUCUUGUGUUUGCAUGAAUACAAGGGAGGAGGGCAAGGCAGAGCAAGCACAAAGUCGUCAGUGUGAUGAAGUAAAGCGGACCUUUCAGACAGCUGCAGUGUUGAGGAGAGUCACAGACGAUCCAAAACAGGAGCAAGUCCCACCUUCUUCCUCUUCUUUUCAUCAGCAUUACCAAUCCACGCCUCCUGACUCAGAGUCUUCACGCCCCAACACCAGUUAUGCAGACCAAGGUGGGGAACAGGCAGAGGACUAUGAGACAGAGGAGCAGCUGCAGAUCAGAAUCCUCACUGCUGCUUUAGAGUUUGUGCCAAAACAUGGCUGGUCAGUGGAGGCCAUUGCAGAAGGUGCACAGAUGCUGGGUCUCUCUCCAGCUGCAGCAGGGAUCUUCAGUAACGGUACUGGUGACCUGAUUCUGCACUUCAUAGCGCAGUGUAACAGCAACCUCUCCGAGAAGCUCGCUGAGCAGCACAAGCUAGUCCAACUCGGGCAGACAGAGCCCAAGAAGACGGAUGAGUUUCUGAGAGAUGCGGUGGAGGCCAGGCUCAGGAUGCUGAUCCCCUACAUAGAGAUCUGGCCGCAGGCUAUGAGUAUCCUGUUGCUGCCACAUAACAUCCCUGAGAGCCUCAAACACCUCUCCAUCCUAGUGGACGACAUCUGGUAUUACGCAGGCGACAGAUCUUCUGAUUUAAACUGGUACACACGGAGAGCUGCCCUGACUGGGAUCUAUAACACUACAGAGCUGGUGAUGUUGCAGGAUUCCUCUCCAGACUUUGAAGAGACCUGGAAGUUCCUAGAGAACAGAGUCAAGGACGUCAUGAACAUGGCGAACACUGCCAAACAGGUUCAAUCAACAGGAGAGGCAGUAGCGCAAGGAAUCAUGGGGGCUGCCGUCACUUUGAAGAACCUUACUGAAGUAAACCAGAGGCGAUGAAAUUGAUCUCCUACCAUAUUCUGUAUAGCUGCCUUCUCCCCUUCUAAAAAACAUACAGUGUCUAUCAGUGACUCCUCACAUUGUGAAGCCUCCAUAUCCACCAAGGCACACUCAAAAUAAUGUUUGCUUAAGUCAUGAUAUAUGAACCUUGGGUAUGAAUCCAAACCUGAUGUUUUACAUCUUCCUGCUGCCUUUCUAUGCUUUGGUGCCCUUGCUGCUCCUGCCUUUGCCUGUUAUAUUCUCUCACAGUGAUGUAUCUGUGAGGAUAGAUAAGGCUAAAUCGGGAGACAUCUACCAUUAGGGGUGAUUAGUUGGGUUAAAAUAAAGUCUGUAAUGAAGUAAUCCUGUGUAGGAAAGGACAAAUUUAGAAUUGAAAGAAACUAGACUUCACAGGCAACUAUAUCAGUGUGACUGGAUAUCCCACUGAUAUAAUUCGAAUCCAAUGGCAGGUGUACUUGGCCCUUUGUCAGUUUCCCUUGUAAUUAAAAGCUUGCCACAUUCUAUCUGAACAUCAUAUUUCCUUGUACUGUAAGCUUUCUCUGUGUUAAUGAAAACCACACGUGAAAUUGCCACAUGCUGUACGGAUCCCAUCUGCUUUUCCUAAAUAUAGACUGAUUUAUGUGCAUUGGAAUACUGUUACACAGGGUGAAUGACUAUAUAUACCUAGUAAAGAAAUAAACUAUAUAUAUAUAUAUAUAUAUAUAUAUAUAUAUAUAUAUAUAUAUAUAUAUAUAUAUAUUCAUAUUCUGCCGGCUUCUGCUAGAAAGGACCCUCAUUAUGUAAAAAGAAUAAAUGAUUCUGUACCUAGGAACUUACUUAAUAAGUUUUGGUUUAUUUUCUUUUCUUAAAAAUUGUCAGAUACUUGAUUUGAAUAAAUGUAUUUUGCAAAAUUUAUAA
This is a messenger RNA of Acipenser ruthenus (sterlet), 1913 nucleotides long. Its product is annotated as ubiquinone biosynthesis protein COQ9, mitochondrial-like. Gene Ontology annotation, biological process: ubiquinone biosynthetic process. The transcript is spliced from 9 exons. Gene Ontology annotation, molecular function: lipid binding. The record is from RefSeq and is a predicted model, not a curated record. NCBI's taxonomy places the organism in Eukaryota, Metazoa, Chordata, Actinopteri, Acipenseriformes, Acipenseridae. Bases 99 to 1016 code for a protein of 305 amino acids. Gene Ontology annotation, cellular component: mitochondrial inner membrane.